ACACACUGGCAACGCUGCAAUCAGCUGCGGCAAUUUCGCAUCGAUUCUGUUUAUUAUUUCCUGGAAAAUGUUGCAACUCGACCGAAAACUGAUGCAAAAUGUGAACCGCACUUAAUGGCCGACCCAACAUGAUUCCCUGGAUGCGCGAAAAGUUCAACGAGAAACGCGCAAAGUGGCUGGCGAGAAGUAAGCGCUCAUCCACGCCAUCGGCCGACAGUCCGGGAAGCAGUCGCGUCCACACCGCAAGCAGUGCCAGCGAUGCAGAGAGCCUCAGCUCCGCCUCGCUAAAUGUGCACACGACAGAGACGGAGACCCAGACGGACGUUGUCGUGGUCAGCAGACCCACUGUGGGUGGCGGCAGUUGUGUCCUGCGCACGCCCUCGCCGGCCCGCAGGCGUCGCAUGCACCUGGAGCUGCAGCUGCACCUGCAGGGCACUGCGGUAGCCACACAAACUGGCAGUGCCGCUGGUGAUCCUCUGGACACACCCACUCCAACACAGCAGCAUGAAAAUGCUUUGUUCCUCAGGAAGACAUGCCAUUCCAGCCGCGUCGACUCGGCGGGGUCGACGGGCGUAGACGGGGAGGACCCUCUGAAGGUGGGCGAUUCCAUUACGGUGCGCGUCAUAUGUCCCAGCUCGCGGGUGCUGGUCUUCAAGACGAACGUGAACAAGCGCCUUAAUGACCUAAAGAGUGAGGUCAUCCUGGAGCUGAGUGACGAUCCCGACUCCAUCCAGCUGUUUGCCCCGGAUGUGCGGCAUCUGAAUCCACGCUACCGACUCUAUCGGGCCGAGUACUUUGGCGGUGAGCUGAACGAGGCCGAGACGUUGGCCCAGCUGCAGGUGCGCAACAACGAGACCUUCAUUCUGUCGGCCAGGCGCAGCACACUCACGCAGACAGUGUCGCGCAUACGCGAGGUGCCCGGUCCCAAUGAGCAGCUGCUGGAGAGCGCCACGCGGUAUGUGCAGACCAACGCCAACUCGCUGCCCACCAUCGAUAUUAACGAGAUCUUUCAGCAGUCGAAUAUUCAAUACGAUGUGCGCAAGGUGCUGAUCUCCUUGGCCCAGGCCUCGGCUGCCGUUUUGGGUGCUGGGCCCUAUGCCCCUCGCCUGAUCGCCAUGCUGAAGCAGCGGCUGAUCAAUCGACGCAACCAUCAGUCGGAUACGCUGCAGUGUCUCGUGGAUAUGGGCUUCAGGCGGGAGAUGGCCGCGUUUGCCCUGAAAGCCAACAGCGGCAUUUACUCAAGCACGUUGGAGUGGCUGAUACAGAACCAAAACGAGGAUGUACUCCAGGAGCCGGCCAUCAAUAUGCAGCAGAGCAUGUCCUCCAUAUCGCCCUCCGCCAUUGUCACCAAUAACGAAACCAGCGAGAACACCGCUGCGCUGAUGGAAAUUGUGCGCAUCUACAGCCAUCGGGACUCGCCACCCAGCGAGGAGAUAGUCGAAUCGCUCACCGAAAUGGGCUUCGAGGAAGCUGCCGUGGUAUCGGCGCUGAAGCGGACAGGCAACAACAAGGCCUCCGCCUGUGAGUGGCUCUGCGACAAUCGUUCGGGCAGUGUGAUUGAGCUGCGCGAGGGUCUGGCACCGGAUUCGCCCAUCCUCAAAGUUAUACUCGAAAUGCCGCAGGUCCAAAUGACGCUCAGCAAUCCAAAGACAUUUUUGGCGUUUCUGGCCAUACUGGAGAAUGAGCAUGCAAUACGCGUGUGGCGCGGCGAUAACGACACCACCUCGGUCAUCACACAUAUCCUGCAAAAGUACCAUGAGGAGAAGCAUGUGCUGGGCAUCAAUCAGUUCUAUACGAACCGUUGGUGAUGUCAGCCCCAAAGUGGCUUUAUAAAUGAGAUUAACCAAAUUAUAUAUUUAUACAUACAACCGCAUACUAUAUACACACUCAUGCCCGGGCGCACACCCAAAGCGGGUUCCCAUUUUUUGGGGUGUGAAGAGUAUUUUUGUAGCCAAAAAAAACUAUGAAUGUAAAACCGCACAAAGCCAAAGAUGCAAAACGCUUUGCCCGAAGCACGCAAAGAAAACGCUUACCGAUCAGUACGAAUAACGCAUAUUAAAUAUAGUAACUAGAGCUAGUCAGCCUCAACAGUCAGAAAGAAGGCCAGGGCCCCGGCCUUCACUUAGUCUAUCAAAUAUCCUAUCAUCCUAACUGCUAACUCAACUGCACUCUAUAUAUAUUUAUGUAUAUGUAUAACUCUCCCGAUAGCUGUAAGCGAGCGAACUUUUUUGGCGAUUUCUGUGCGUAUUUUGCAAAGCUAUUGUACAUUCGGGGCUAAGAACAAUGAACCAGAACAACCGACAAGCGGUAACCGAUAUUGAACAUAAAGUAUUAUUUUGUAAACCAAAUAUUCUAUUAGCAAUGUUUUAACAAU
Drosophila subobscura is the source of this 2374-nucleotide messenger RNA. It is a transcript of the gene Kpc2, whose product is annotated as ubiquitin-associated domain-containing protein 1. The transcript has 6 exons. The record is from RefSeq and is a predicted model, not a curated record. The coding region runs from base 129 to 1808 and encodes 559 amino acids. Gene Ontology annotation, molecular function: protein binding. Lineage: Eukaryota; Metazoa; Arthropoda; Insecta; Diptera; Drosophilidae.